UAUUUAGAACAAAGCACAGAAAAACAGCAAGUAUUUGGAAGUGCAGAUAAUGGUGAAGGAGAGGCAGGUCAAGGGCAGGAGGCCAAGGCCACAGAGGGUGAAGGUCAAGAAACAAAUGAUGCUCCACAAGAGGAUGAAGUGAAAGACAACACCGAAACAGAGGCAAAAACUGAUGAGGAGACAAAACUGGCAGAGGGGCAAGAAGAAACACCUUCAACUGACACAGACCAAGCACCACCAGCUGAAGCAGAGGGAGAACAGGCAGCAGAAGGCACAACCACAGACCAAACAGAGGCAACAGGACCAACUGACCAACCACAGCCCACAGAACAGACUGACCAAUCACAAGCAGAUGAAGCAACACCAAAUGAACAAUCAGAAGAAGCUUCAAAUGAGCCUGCCCCAGCAACAGAUAAUGAGCAGGUGGCCACUGAACAGGGCGAAAAAGGUGAUGAACAAGAUGCUAAACCAGACAAAACAGAUGCCAAACCAGAUGAAAACACAGAUGCUCCUACAGAGGGUGCCCAGUCAGAGCAGAAAGAGGCUGGCCAAUCUGAUGAAAAUGCCACCGAUCAACCAGAGGUGACAGAAGAACCAACAGCAGAGGGAACAUCAGAAAAGGCAGAGGAGGCCAACACAGAAGCUGCUGAACAGUCAGAAACUGCAAAAGAGACUGGUGAAACAGCUGAAGACUCUCAGGAGACAGAUGCAGCACCAACUGAGGCUGCAGAGCAGGGAGAGGCUGUGGAGACCUCUGGUGAAGCACAAGAGGAAGGUCAGGAACAGGAAGCUGCAGAGGAUGCUGGGAAGUCUGAGGAGCAGACGGCAGAGGAGCAAUCAAAAGAGGGAGGGGAAACAACAGAAGGAGAAGGAACCAAGCCAAAAACUCCCAAGAAGCCAAAGACCCCCAAAGGUGUAUUGCCGCCACCGCUGCCAUCUCUGGAUGAUGGGGACGUGGAGGUGGCUAAGAUGCCAGAGUUCAAGAAGCCAGCUGAUGGCAACGACCCCAACACUAGAGGGGACGAGGAAGAAGUCCAGAGUGUAAGCUCCAAGAUUGACGAGGAAGACCAGAGGAUCCCCGAUGACUUCUUUUACAAUUAUGAAGAGUUUAUGUCCAAAGCCAGAGUUUCUGCUGACUCAGGCUUACCCCAAGACAUCCUCACUCUCAAGCACUCAUUUGGUUUUGAUGCCCAGAAGAGGGACAAUCUUCACAUCAUCGACCCUAACACCAUCAUGUUCAUAGCUGGUAAUGUGGUAGAGAUCGUGGACCUGAAGACCAAGGCACAGACGUACCUCAGGAGUACCAGUGGGGGCGGUAUUGGAGCCAUAGCUGUCCACCCAAGCAGGAAAUAUUUUGCCGUGUGUGAGAAGGGCGAAGCCCCCAAUAUCCUGAUCUACACCUGGCCUGACCUGAGACUGUACAGAGUGCUGAGAGGAGGCACACAGCAACUGUACAGCUAUGCUGACUUCAGCCCUGAUGGUAAGAUCCUGGCCUCAGUGGGAGGAGAGCCUGACUUCAUGCUGACACUGUGGAACUGGAAGCAGGAGAAGACACUGCUCAGAUCCAAGGCUUUCUCCCAGGACAUCUUCAGGGUCAGCUUCUCCAAUGACCUGGAGGGACAACUGACCUCAGCUGGUACUGGACACAUCAGGUUUUGGAAGAUGGCCAGCACAUUUACAGGUUUAAAGCUGCAGGGUCAGCUGGGGAAGUUUGGAAAGACAGAGCUGACGGACAUUGAGGGCUAUGUGGAGCUGCCAGAUGGGAAAGUACUAUCUGGGGCUGAGUGGGGAAACAUGCUGCUUUGGGACGGAGGGCUGAUUAAGGUUGAGAUUUGUCGUAAAGACAAGAAGCCAUGUCACCAGGGCCCCAUCCAGCAGAUCAUCAUGGACGAGGGGGAGCUGAUGACUGUGGGCACAGAUGGCUGUAUUAGGGUGUGGGACUUUGAAUCCAUAGACACAGCAGACAGCACAGAUGAGGAGGGUCGCUUUGAGAUGGAGCCCAUGAAUGAGCUGAAGAUUGGCCAUGGCCAUGAAGUCAGCCUGAGAUGUAUCAAGAAGUCCGUAGAUCCUGAUGAACCCACCAUUUGGUAUGCCCAGGACUACAAUGGUGGUAUCUGGAAGUUGGACCUGUCGUUCUCUCACACCUCCCAGCCCCCAGAGAAGCUGCUGUCCUACCACUCCGGCCCCAUCACUGGCUGCUCCACGUCUCCAGUCAGCCACCUGGUGGCCACCAUAGGACAGGACAAAUCUCUGCGUAUAUAUGACUAUGUGUCCAAUCAGAGUGUGUGUGAAGUGAGAUAUAACAUGGGAGGAUCCAGGCUCAUAUGGGCUCCUAGAACUAUUGACCCAAAAGGUGCCACUCUGAUAGCUGGCUAUGAUGACGGUGUGGUCAGAGUCCUACAGCUGGCCCAAGUGGACGAGAAUGACCCGGCACGCAGAGUUAAGGGGGACACAGAGCUGCUGCUGGUGGACGUCCUCAAGCCACACAAGGCCAAGGUCACUGCCCUGGCCCUGGACAAUAAGGGGGAGAUUUUGGCAACUGGGGGCAACGACUCCUCCGUGUUUUUCAUCCAUGUGAAGGACAGAGAGACCUUUGAACCUAUUGGUUAUGUGGAGAUGCCAGGAGAUGUGACACAUCUGGAGUGGGCUCCAGGGAGCUUUAAGCGCAACACAAUCUUGGUAACGUGUGCCAAUGGGGAGGUGUGUGAGGUGGAGGCACCAGAGCCGGGCGCCUUCGACACCUCCCACAGCUAUCUGAUCAAAGGACUGAAGACUAGGACGCACACCUUUAAGAGUGUCAAGUCAAGACUGAGGCAUGAAGAAGAGUUGGAAAGAAAGCGGAUUGAAGAAGAAGAAGCAAGGAAAAAGAAAGAGGAAGAGAAGAGACGUCGAAGAGAAAGGGGUUUGGAGGAUGAGGAGGAAGAGGAGGAGGAAGAAGAGGAAGAGAAGAGACAAGAGGAGGAGUGGCACCCAUACAUUCCCUCAGAGCCCAACCCCAUCCUGUAUGCCUUCUAUUCUGGAGAGGACACCUUCUGGCUCUCCAUGGAUGACUUUGAUGCUGGCUAUCUGUAUGAGUGUAAGUUCCUGUCUGAUGAGGAAAAGGCCACUGUGCCAGCAGACCAGCUUUAUGAACCAAUCAGGACCAUCGCUGUGUUGGAAUCCAAUGAUGUCCCCAUAGACACCAUGUUCUUCCAUAACGAGAAACAAGUGGUCAUGGGAAUGAUGGACGGCAGUGUGCGUAUACAGCCACUGGAGGAGAAGGACAUCGCUAACGCCACAGACUCAUGGCAACUCAGCAUGCACGACGGAAACUAUGGACGCGUGUCUCACAUUGCAGCCAGCCACGAUGGCAAGCACCUGUUUACUGUGGGAACAGAUGGAAACUUCUUUGUGUACAACUACAUGGGACAACAGGAGCUGGAAGACCAAGUGAAGGCCAAUAAGGCCAAGAUCCCCUCAGCCAGGAAACAAGAACUGGAGAAGAGAGUAGAUGACAUAGCAGAUGUGAAUGCAUACAGUAUUGAGGAUGCCAAGCAGAAGGCUGAGCAUGACAAGAUGUUGCGCUUGGCAGAGGAGAAGAAACAGGGUGUGAGGAGAACCAUAGGACAGCUGAGGAGAGAAUUUAAGAAGCUUUUGGUCAAGAAUGACGAGUUACCAGAACACUUGAGGCUUAUGAGAAAGGAGUUUGAAAUGGACCCUGAGAUUAAGAGAGAAUUAGAAAGACAGAAGGAAGAAAAGAUAGCACUGGUGAAGAAGGAGCUGGCAUGGGAGUCAGAGAAACACCAGAUUGCUUUGGAUAAAUUAAAGCAGAGAUUCAAGUUGAUGGUGGAGUGUGAGAGGAUCGUGGUCAAGGCAUUCCUCACGGAGCACGAGGUGACCAGUUUCAGGGCGUCCAAGCUGCCAGAUGACUUCUACACCCUGAAGGCAGAGAUGGAGAAGAGGAAGACCAGCAUGUACAGCAAGGAUGAGAGCAGAGAAGCUACCAGGGACAGGGUCACAGGCCAGGCCAGGAAAUCAGAGAGUGGGGGAGGAGCUGAGGGCGAGUCAGAAGAGGGUGCUGUCAAGACAGCCCUGAAGGGAAGUCUGGGAGAGAGAAUUAACAAAGCUCUUCAGAAAGUGGAGGAGAAGAAAAAGAAGAGAGCCCAAAGAAAGGCACAGUGGGAUGAGCUGUACAACACAAAACCAGACGAGGAUUAUGAAGAUCCUGCAGAUGUGUCAGCCAUUAAGGAAGCUCAGGAGAACAUGGGAGACUUCAAGCUGAAGACGGCAGAUGACUAUGUGGUCCCAGACCACCUCAGGAUGAAUGUGGAGAAAGCAAGAGUUAGACUACUCAUGCUCAAAGAUUUGAUCCAUCAACACAAGUACAAGUUCAACCAGAAAUUGCUGGGCCUGAGGAACACCAAGAUAGAGCUGAUAGACAGUAUCAAGGAGCAGGUCACUGAGCUGGACAACCUCCAGAAGAAGCUGUCCCCAGAGCUGAGGAAGCCUGUCCCCAAGAUCCCCCACAUGAGCAGAGAGGAGAUGCCAGAGAGGAAGUAUGAGUACACCCGUGAGACUCUAUUGAAGUUCAAGGCAGAGCGGGAGGCUGAGGCCCUGGCUGCUAAGACUGGCAAGGACCAGGGGGAUGGGUUUGGAGGUUUUGGUGGUGGUGGCGGUGGGUCUGACAAGGACUCCAGGCAAUCCUCGGCCACCACCCAUCGCGGCAAGUCAGCCAAGGCUGCACGAUCCUCAGACCAGGACCUGUACACUAAACUGGUGGAGGCUGAGUCCAUCAAGUCUCCACUGGAGCUGCAGAUCAUGAAGGCUGAGGAAAUCAAACUCCUGUACAGAAGAGACCAGCUGCUGAACAAGAUCGAGGAGGCACUGAAGACAUUUGAUGCUGAGCUGAGGAUGCUGAGACAUGAGAAAUUCAGGCUGGGAUAUGACCUCAAGUGUGCUGACCUCAGGCAAGUGACACUGUUUGAGGAGCUGGCACUGCUGAGAGAGUUUGAGAAGAGAGAGAAUGUCCUGGCUGACAAGGUGGAGGCCAAACAGCAGGAGAAGAUGGACUUUCAGGCAAAGAUCAUCGACAUCCAGCAGAAGUUGGACCUGAAGAAGAAAGACAUCGAGAAGCUGCAGGAGAAAGAGAAGGCGCUGUACGCCAUGUUCCAGGCCUCACUGGGAGACAACAACAAGUUUGCCGACUACCUGACCAAAGUGUUUAAAAAGAAGAUCAAGAGGUCCAAGAAAAAGGAGGGAGAGGGGGAUGGCUCUGAUGAAGACAGUGAUGAGGACAGUGAUGAGGAUGAGGAUGAGGACUGGUCUGAUGAGGAUGAGGACUCUGAGAUGGGAGGAUUUGACCUGGAUGUCUGUCCUCCUGGAUGUGACCAGAACCUGUACGACAACACAUGCCAGCUGCGUGAGAAGCGUCUGGACAUUGAGGAGGCGCUGACAGAGGAGAAGAAGACCAAUGACACCAUGAGGAAGGAGGUGGAGACGCUGCAGAAGAAGGCGAAAGUCAUUGAUGGUGCGCUGAAGAAUGCAGAGGCUGAUCUGGAGGCCUUCCAGCUUGAAAAGCAGCAAAAGAUCAAUGAGCUGGAUGUGGUGGUGGUGUUGAAGCUGCACCAGAUCCAGUACAUGGUGAACAGCGUGCUGCCCCAGGACCUCAGCCAGUGCCUGAUCUUUGAGUCUGGAGGCAUUGUACAGCUACAGCACAGGAUCAAGGAACUGGAGCAUGAGAAAACACUGCAGAAAAAACAGAUGAAGGAAGCCAGGAAGAAGCAUGUCCAACUUAUCAAAGAUCGGAAGGUGUUUGAGGCAAAGAUAGGAGAGAUGGAGGAACAAUGCAACCAGAUGAUGGUGGCCAAGUUUGGACGAAUUGUUGAUUUGGAGAAACUGGAGACGGUCACAGUAAACAGAAAUAUUGAAGAGUUGAAGGAAAAAUUGCGGAUUACAGAGAUAGAGUGCACCAAAGAAAUCUCCUCCUGGCAGGACAAGAUUGGUCACUACAAGGACCGCAUCACGGAACUAACCAGAGAAAACACAGACAAGCUUGACCAGCUGAACAUGUUGAUGGGAGAGAAGAAAGAGUUUGAAGGAGCACUGGACUCCAGACAGAAAAAUUUGGGUGGUGAGUUCAGUGGAAAUAGAAAAGCUGAUCUUCAUGAACGACAGCGGCUGAUACAAUUGGUCCAACUUCAGGCUCAAGAGAUAGAGGCACUGAAAGAGGAAAUUACGCUGCUCUCUAGGAAAGGAGGUCACAUUCUGCCACCUGCUCAGCCGCCUUUACAACAAGGCGCGGGCGGCCUCUAAUACAAAAAAAACAUCAACUUGCUUGCAACUGGAGCAAUAUGAAGACUCAAUUCCCUUUCAACAGACAUUUAAUUUUUUUUUUUUCUAAUUUGAUUUACUUGAGCUUACUGUGAUAGCUGAUGAGAUGACAUUAUAUUUUUUUAGAUGCAAAUUCUCUUUUUUCUCUUUUUUGUAACAUCCAGAUAACUCAUCCGUCCAAAUGGGCCUCAGAGCAUACGAAAUGUGAAAAUCCGUCCUAA
Molecule: messenger RNA, 6530 nt
Organism: Lingula anatina
Lineage: Eukaryota; Metazoa; Brachiopoda; Lingulata; Lingulida; Lingulidae
Product: cilia- and flagella-associated protein 44-like
Molecular function (GO): protein binding
Source: RefSeq, a predicted model, not a curated record